Messenger RNA from Salarias fasciatus (jewelled blenny), 1285 nucleotides. Its product is annotated as tripartite motif-containing protein 16-like. Gene Ontology annotation, molecular function: protein binding. Bases 93 to 1043 code for a protein of 316 amino acids. NCBI's taxonomy places the organism in Eukaryota, Metazoa, Chordata, Actinopteri, Blenniiformes, Blenniidae. The transcript is spliced from 2 exons. The record is from RefSeq and is a predicted model, not a curated record.
GACAGCAGGAGGAAACCAGAGGAGGGUUCAGCUUCAACCUGCUGAGCAGGAAGAGAAACUCUUCAAACGCUGGCUGUUGUUGAGAGGAGAAAAUGGCUCAGAGAGGAUCUCAGCUGGAUCCACUAAAGUUCUCUUGCUCCAUCUGUCUGGAUCUCCUGAAGGAUCCGCUGACGGUUCCCUGUGGACACAGCUACUGCAGCAGCUGUAUUCAAAGCCACUGGGAUGAAGAGAAGAAGGGAAUCUACAGCUGUCCUCAGUGCAGGAAGGAGUUCAGACAGAGACCUGACCUGGAGAAGAACCUCCUGUUAGCAGAGUUAGUGGAGGAUCUGAAGAAGACUGGACUCCAAGCUGCUGCAGCAGAGAGCAGAGACAAACUGCAGGACGUCCUGAGAGAGACGGAGACAGACGUCUCACUGAGAACCUCUGAAGAGGAGCUUUCACUGCUGCAGCCUCAGCCAGAGAGCAGAGCAGACUUCCUGCAGUAUUCGACUCAGAUCAUUCUGGAUGGAAACACUUUAAACAGCAGGCUGUCUUUGUCCAGCGGGGACAGAAAAGCCACUUUAGUGCUGCUGCAUCAGCCGUAUUCUGAUCAUUCAGACAGAUUCAUCGGAACCUUUCAGGUUCUGGGCCGGCAGAGUCUGACUGGACGUCAUUACUGGGAGGUGGAGUGGACGGCGAGAGGAGUGGAUGUAGCAGUGACGUACAAGAACAUCAGCAAGGCGGACCAUGAAUAUGGGUUUGGAUGCAACGACAAAUCUUGGGGUUUAAUUUGUUACGACAAAACUUUCACAUUCCGCCACAAGAAGAUCAGAACUCCCCUCUCGGGUCCCUGCUCUCCCUCCUCCAGGGUGGGAGUGUACCUGGACCACAGAGCAGGGGUCCUGGCUUUCUACAGCGUCUCCAUGGCGACCAUGACUCUCCUCCACAGAGUCCACGUCGCCUUCACGCAGCCCGUCUACGCUGGAGUGAACAUUUAUCCCUGGGCCGUGCACUUCUGGAACCUGAGGAAAGGAACGUCUGUAGAGUUCCUGAAGCCUCAGUAGAGGACUUCCUCACUCACACACACACACACACACACACACACACACACACACACACACACAUGGCCUUUCAAAUGAUCAGAAUUGUAAUUCUUUUAAUGGUUCAUUCUGGACAAUUAACAAAUAGUUCUUCUGUAACAAGGACAAAAAAAUGAUAAAUUGAUCAAAUUGUUUUGGCUUCAAGAGUCCUGUGUAUUUGAUUUAUUGAUUUGUUCUCUUGUUGAACCAAUAAACACUUGAAUAUC